GUAAUACAAAGCUUGAGCCAAUGAGGCAGAAGGAUUCAUAGUGUAGUGCUGUUUGUUAUUUGUUCAGUCCCUUCUACCAGAAUAAGCAAAGUGAAACUAGGAAGACGAUUAAAGAAGUGUGUGUGCAGCAUUUUUUCCAAUGCUAGCAGGAGUGUCAAUUAAUUUUAAAACUGUCUAUACCACCACCAGUCUUCUAUUUAAUUGAAACAUAUUUGCUUGGAAAUAAGAGGAGCAUGAUGAAUUGUGGAGGUCUGCUGGUGUUUCUGCUAUGCACAGGUCUAGGUGCUGUUGAUUCAAUCACAGUGACAUCAACUAAAUCUGUAAUAGAAGUAGCAAGAGGAGACAAUGUCACACUGCCUUGUACAUACCAGUCAAGUACUGCACCAGAGAAAAGAAAGUUCACUAUGGCUAGAUGGAAUCUGAUAAAUGCUAAUCCAGAAGAAAAUCCGAUUGAGGUGAUUGUUUAUACUACUGGUGAGCUUAGCACUGUCGGAAAUCAGUACACUAACAGAGUAUCAUUUGUUGGCGAUGUGGAACAAGGGACAGCCAGCAUUUUGCUCCUUAAUGUGCACGUGAUGGACAAUGGAACAUAUAGAUGUGAAAUCAUUAUUCCCUCUGAUGCGACGGGUACUAAGUUUGCCAAAGCUUCUCUUCUUGUUUUAGUGGCUCCUUCCAAACCAAUUUGUCAAAUUGUUGGGACAGCAGAAUAUGGCCAGAAUAUCCAGCUCACCUGCAAAUCAGAAGAGGGAUCUCCUGUUCCUACCUACAACUGGGAAAGUUAUAGUCCACAAAAUCAGCCAAGGCCAACACCCACAUCCCAAGAGGGAGGAGUUCUGUCACUCAAAAAUAUAUCAAUGGAGACAUCUGGUUUCUUCAUCUGCACUGCAAAGAACAAAAUCCGUUCAGCUGCAUGUAAUGUAACUCUCUCUGUUAUGCCACCUUCUAUGAACAUUGCCUUAUAUGCUGGUGUAAUUGGAGGCAUUGUGGGUGCAAUCAUCAUCCUUGGCAUUAUCAUCUACUGCUGCUGCUGUCGAAAAGAGGACUAUCCUGAAGAUUAUGAAAUGGAGGAACCAGAGCAACAGAAAGACAGGCCUUAUGAUCAGGUGCCAUCUGAAGAAGAUGGCAAACAUCUGAGCCAUGAAACUCGGCCAUUGCCACCACCGAACAAACCUAAAUCACUUCCAAGAUCUGACCAUGAAGAAGCAUAACAACCUGCUUGUUGCAGAAGAACAAGUGCUGCUGGACAAAAACUGUUUAACCCUGUUAUGUCCCCAUGAGAUGGGCAGUCAAGUCGGGCAGACUUUUUUAAUGUAGAUUUGAAGACACUCCCUCCAAAUACGUACAUGCACCAAUUUCAUUUCUUUUCUACAGUGACCAUUUUGGUUUCAUUUACCGUCUUAAAAUUGAAUAUGCAGGUUCUGUAAUGUUUAUAUCAUUUACCUUCUCCUCCUGUGGUUCAAUUAUGCUAGUCUCAUUAUCAAACAAUAUAAAAGACGACUGCUUUUGUCUAUAGCUAUUCAUCUGGAUGCAGCAGUAUUACCAGCUACUAUACACACCAUGGGAAAAGUGAGGACAUCAUUUCAAACAAUAUCACGCUCAGUUUCUCCCUCAGCAAAGGAUUUCUCUCAGCUGCACCUUUUUGUCAUUGACGGUUGUUACCACUCAUUUCCUAGAAGGAAAAACAGCUGAAGAGCAAGCAACUAAACCUUCUCUUCCUUCAACAGAUGAAAAUCUUUCACCUUGUUGUGUCUGUGACCCACUACCAGUAUCUGUAUUAUGGCAAGACUGUUUGCAGAGCAGCAGUGGAUCAAAUAAUACGUAGGAAUUGUUUUCAUAUUUCAUGACUAUGAAAUGAAGAGCAAGAAAAAUAACCAGUAAUUGUCAUAUAUUUUAGCACUGAUGGCUAUUUUUCUUAAGUCAUAGAUUUAGGAUUUUUCAUUUUUUGCUCAGAAAUCUAUAUAGUGUGUCUGUUAACACAGACUAAGUUAAUAGCCAUCUGACCUUUGGAUUUGUUCUGUACUGUGACUGCAGCAGCUUGUUAGGUGAGAGCACAAUAAUUCCAUAGUCUUAUGUUUGCAGGUUUAAGUGAUUUUCAAUUUUUGCCUAUUUUAAGAUUCAGAAAUUAAUUAAAUGCAGAAGAAGCUCCCACAAUGUUUCAGAUAACACAGGUGCAGACACACGCUAACAUCUUUUGCUGCCAGCAUGAACCACAAUAUGAGUUAUGAUGAUUAAUAUGUUUUGUUGGCCUCUUUCUUCAGUGAAGUGACUGGAAGUGGCAUUAACUAGCUGAAUGGAAACUACUGCACAACCAUGAAAGAAAAUGCCCCCCAUGAUAGGGUCAUGGUAAUGAAUAUAAUGUCUAGCACAAACGACCCUGCAUUGUGCCAUGCCAAUAGAGGACUGUCAUUGAUGUUGAGGUUAUGAACUGCAGUGAAAGCCCUAGCAGCAUCAUUGAAUCCUGUAUUAAAUUGGUCCACACCAUUCAGUGCAGUGAGGCAGUGAUUGAUGGGGCUUUGUUACUGACUACAGGCUGAAUCCUAUUUGUCCUACAUGGACAGUCUGACCCAGAUGGGAGUCACUUAACUGCUUUACAUCACUGAGAGCGACUCUGAGGAAGGACCUCUGCUCUCAAUCUGCCUACCCUUUUGUUAAAAAAAAAUUGAAGCGUGUACCACUUAAGGCAGAAGUUUGAACUGAAAAGGUACAGAACGGAAAAUGUUAGUAAAGGUAAAAGAGAAAGAGUUAUUCAAAUUUACAUUUGUACAAGCACAGAUCAGUCACAAGUUGAUUUCUUUGACCAGUUUGUGCUGCCAUAGACUAUUGUGUGUUUUUAUGUAUCUGCCCAGCUGGAAAUGCAGUUUUUAAUGUGAUUCUUUCUACUGUUUGUAUUUGUUUUUAUAUGCAAAAAUCAAAAUGCUGGAAGGUAAAGAAGGUAGACUUGGAGGAUUUAUUAGCGAAGUCUGUCUUUUGAUACCUUUGAUCCCAAGCCAGCCAGGUCUCCGCUUUAUAAUGUGGCUUUUUAUUUAAUGAAUAUGAGAAAUGUGCUGUAGUUUCUCUUUAGCAUAGAUGUUUAACAUAAGCAUUAAAGUCUGAAAAGGCCAGAGGCAGGUAUGGCUCAAGUAGCACUGCUUCUGCCUAACAGACUUCAAAGUUUGUCAUAAUGUUUUUAACACCAUUUUUGUACACUAUAGGAUUAUUUUGUGCCUGUUUUACUUAUUUUCUGCUCUUUCCACUGAGGCUGAUGUCGAUUAUAACAUUCUUUAAAAUAUUAAAGUUGAACUAAAUGGA
This is a messenger RNA of Protopterus annectens (West African lungfish), 3288 nucleotides long. It is a transcript of the gene GPA33, whose product is annotated as glycoprotein A33. NCBI's taxonomy places the organism in Eukaryota, Metazoa, Chordata, Ceratodontiformes, Protopteridae. The record is from RefSeq and is a predicted model, not a curated record. Bases 234 to 1208 code for a protein of 324 amino acids. The transcript has 7 exons. Gene Ontology annotation, cellular component: plasma membrane.